Closterium sp. Naga37s-1 is the source of this 1653-nucleotide messenger RNA. Lineage: Eukaryota; Viridiplantae; Streptophyta; Zygnematophyceae; Desmidiales; Closteriaceae. The record is from the annotation of a GenBank genome assembly.
AUGCCAUUCAUCCACAAUGCCUCCACCAUGCCUCCACCAUGCCUCCACCAUGCCUCCACCAUGCCUCCACCAUGCCUCCACCAUGCCUUCACCAUGCCUUCACCACCAUGCUUUCACCAUGCCUCCACCAUGAUGGCCUGCAUAUCGCUGGCCAACAACAAUCUUUUUGGACGCAUACCAGACGCACUCACGCUGCUCACAAAUCUCAAGACAUACGACCUCUCUCACAACUAUCUGACUGGCGGCCUUGUGAAGCCAGCUAACGUGCUGGCUGUGCUUUCAUACAACUAUCGGACACUCUGCCUGGACAGCCAAUCGGUCCUUGCCUCUCCACUUGAUAAGGCCAUUCUCCAACCAUCAACAGUGCUGAUGGCAGGAGUGAAAGCAGAGGCCAAGGGAAUGUUCACUUCUGAUCCGGUGCCCCUCUUUGUGUACGAGAAUGGGCGAGAGGAUCCGGGCUGUGGGUUUGAGCUGGCCUUCAGUGUCAACUUCACCUUCGCCCUCUCGCCCAAAGCCAAGGCCGCUUCAAACGGCUUUGCCUUUGUUGUGUCCGCAACCAAGACUGUGGGGAGCAGUGUCGAUGUGGGGUUUGGUGGGAUGGACGAGCGAAGCAUGGCGAUUGAGUUUGACGUGCUACAAAACAAGCCAGCAAAGCCGGUGCUAAACAGGUGGCUGUCGCUUUGUGCUGUGCUGAAGCCGGGACCACCGCAGGGUGAGGGCUUGCCAGAGCAGCCGCGGGCGUUCUACUUUGGCUUCGUGGCGUCCACCACAGUGAAGCCGUUCAUGAUUCAAACCAUCCUCAGCUCAGCCCUGCGCACAGUUGUGUCAAGCAUAGAAGCAGCAUACGACAUCGCAAUGAAUGUAGAGGCCCCAGUGAUCUCAGUGGACUCGCUCUUCACAGCCAUGAAUCUCACCACCCAGGCAGCCAAGUGCACUGCUGGAGGCUCUCCAACUGAAGCCUUUGAGAAGCUAACGGCGCUGCCUAAGGGGGCAAUUACCAUGGAAGGCAAUAAGGAUCUUGGCUGCUAUACCGGAAACCUUAAUCAUGUUGUACUCGUUAUUGGCUACCUCGUGUUGAGGAACGAUGGGAGCGAGAACCGCAUUGCACCGCCUUUUUGGAUCAUCCGCAACUCGUGGGGCGAGGCAUGGGGAGACAGGGGCCACAUGCGCAUGGACAUCCAGGGAGGGGAUGGCGUGUGUGGCAUCAACGUGCUGCCUGGCAUCUACCCCAUUGUCAAGAUUCCAGGGGACCCGUGUGGCUUGAAGAGCUACAAGGGCGAUGGAGACCUGCAGCCCAGCAUGAACCCGUGCGGUCGCUUCACGUGCACACCCUUCCCCAAGACCAACAACAACACCUGCACCUGCACUCUUCCCGCUCAGACCAGGCAGCCCUUCAUCGAGGCUGCAAAUGGCUAUGGAAGCACCUGUGUCUAUGUAAACGUGUGUGGGUCGUACUUCAAGAACCCUUGUGCUGUGGGCACAUGCAUCAACGAUGGCAAGGGCUCCUACUCAUGCAUCUGUCCACUCAACUACGUCUCCAGCACAACCUUUGACAACUUCCCCACCUGUGAUCCAGGUGCUGCUGCACUUCACCCCCACCUUCCUCCGUCUCCUUGUUUCUCCAAUGGCUAUACCCCUUCUACCUUUUCGUGA